Oncorhynchus keta (chum salmon) is the source of this 4118-nucleotide messenger RNA. Its product is annotated as interphotoreceptor matrix proteoglycan 1-like. Lineage: Eukaryota; Metazoa; Chordata; Actinopteri; Salmoniformes; Salmonidae. The transcript has 14 exons. Bases 194 to 3922 code for a protein of 1242 amino acids. Gene Ontology annotation, biological process: visual perception. The record is from RefSeq and is a predicted model, not a curated record.
ACCCUGCCGCUCCAAAAGCCCUGCCACAACAAAAGCUUUAGGGCUUUUUGUGAUUCACGUUUCAAACAUUCCAGACCAUUAGGGACGAGUACAUUUCAUUCCCACAUUAUGAGGUGACAUUUAACUGAUACAUUAUUCAAAGCUGUUCAAUCAUAUUAAUGUGACAAAAUAGUUUGUCCAAACCUAGGCCAUAAUGAUUCCAUUGUUGAGUCUCGCCUUACACGUAUAUGAUAAUGAGAUGCGAAAUAUUGACUUGCCAUUUAGUCUACAUGAUAAGAAUUGUUCUCAUACAGGUCUUUAUUCAGCUGUUCUGAUAUGUUUGACUAUACUUUUAGUUUGUCAGGAAGCGAUAUGGGAGGCCUUCCGUAUCUUCUUGGACAGGGUUCCUAACUCCGAGGAGUACAAACACUGGACCUACGCCUGCCAGCAUGGCUCUCUCUGUCUGGAUGAGGUGGCCAGGAACUUCAGUAGUACCCAGGAACACAUUGACAUGGUGGCCAGAAGAGUUGCUGAACAGGAGAAGAUCCAGAAAGAAAGCGGUGAAGUACCAACAGCUGGAGGAACUGAGAUUGAGAAAUGCUCGAAAACUCCAUCAGAACUGUUUAGCAUUCCGAAUGAAGCAGGGGACAUAACAGAGAUUCCAAACAUUGUACCAGAUGAGGUGGUUAUUGAGGAGCAGAUAGUGGAGUUCAGUGUCACCAUAGCUGACCCUGGCUACAGUGAACUUCUUCUGAGAGACCCUGCAGCUCCCCAGUACCAUGACAUCACACGCAAUCUCCACGAUACGAUGGUUCACGUUUUUGACAAACUUCCUGGGUAUAAAGAUCUUCGUGUUUUGGGAUUUCGGUUGGUUGAAUUUAGAUCUGAUGAUGUGUCAGUCCGCUAUGCUGUGGUGUUUGAGACGAAUGGAGAAGACCCUGACACAGAAUCUAAAACCACUCUAGAACCAGGCACAGAGACAGUUAUUUACACAAACGGGCACAGACUGAAGGAUCUGGUUUCCAAGGCCUUGAGCGGAGAGACAUCCCUGCCUGUGGACAUACAAACACUCAGUUUUGAACCUGAUCCCACUGUUUCUCUACGCAAUGAGUUGGAAGCGACUACCUUGGAGACCUUGCUAGAGGAGGUUGCUGGGCACACUGAAGGUUUCUUACCAACUGUUGCUGUCGGAGAGGAAUUUCUUAAAGAUUUUACAGACACACCCGAGGAACUCACUGUUGUGCCUUUAGGUGACUCAGUUACUGUUCUCCUCACUGAGGCUACCACUGCCUCCCCUGCCAUUGAAGUAACUCCCAAUUCUCCCCAAGAGGAACUUAUUGAGAGUCCUCCCUCAGAAGAAGUAGAGUUGCCUCCAGUGGCGGCUACAGAUGAGAUGCUUGAGGUAGAUGCUACAGAAGAGAUGCUUGAGAUAGAGGAGCCUGCAGUGGAUGUUACAGAGGAGACGACUGAGGUAGAGGAGCCUGCAGUGGAUGUUACAGAGGAGACGACUGAGGUAGAGGAGCCUGCAGUGGAUGUUACAGAGGAGACGACUGAGGUAGAGGAGCCUGCAGUGGAUGUUACAGAAGAGACGACUGAGGUAGAGGAGCCUGCAGUGGAUGUUACAGAGGAGACGAGUGAGGUAGAGGAGCCUGCAGUGGAUGUUACAGAGGAGACGACUGAGGUAGAGGAGCCUGCAGUGGAUGUUACAGAGGAGACGAUUGAGGUAGAGGAGCCUGCAGUGGAUGUUACAGAGGAGACGACUGAGGUAGAGGAGCCUGCAGUGGAUGUUACAGAGGAGACGAUUGAGGUAGAGGAGCCUGCAGUGGAUGUUACAGAGGAGACGACUGAGGUAGAGGAGCCUGCAGUGGAUGUUACAGAGGAGACGACUGAGGUAGAGGAGCCUGCAGUGGAUGUUACAGAGGAGACGACUGAGGUAGAGGAGCCUGCAGUGGAUGUUACAGAGGAGACGAUUGAGGUAGAGGAGCCUGCAGUGGAUGUUACAGAGGAGACGACUGAGGUAGAGGAGCCUGCAGUGGAGGGUACAGAGGAGACGACUGAGGUAGAGGCAACAGAGAGGACGCUUGACGUAGAGGAGACUACAGUGGAUGUUACAGAGGAGACGACUGAGGUAGAGUCUACAGAGAGGACGCUUGAUGUAGAGGAGCCUGCAGUGGAUGUUACAGAGGAGACAAUUGAGGUAGAGGCUACAGAGAGGACGCUUGAUGUAGAGGAGACUGCAGUGGAUGUUACAGAGGAGACGUUUAAAGUAGAGGAGCCUCCAGUGGAUGUUACACAGGAGACAAUUGCAGUAGAGGAGCCGCUGGAUAUUACAGAGGAGACGAUUGAGGUAAAGGUUAAAGAGGGGACUCUUGACGUAGAGGAGCCUGCAGUGGAUGUUAAAGAAGAGACAUCUGAGGUAGAGGCUACAGAGGGGACGCUUGAUGUAGAGGAGUCUCCAGUGGAUUCUACAGAGAAGACGAUUGAGGUAGAGCAGUCUCUAGUGGAUGCUACAGAGCAGACGAUUGAUAUAGAGAACACUGUGGAUGCGACAGAGGACUACCUUUGGGUUUGGCCACCAGUUACAAGAACGGCUGUUACAGAACAGCCUACCACCAAAAUGAUUACUCUCUUCCCCCCUGAGGAAGAUGCUGAGGAGACCCUCCCAACUGUUGAACCAAAGGAAGAUGAAGGACCCACAACUACUGAGACGACUUUAGAGAAGCAACCAGACGGAGACAAUCAAAUGAUCACCACUACAGCAUCUCUACACGUAGAACCUACAUCCAUCGAAACAUUCACCACUGUUACACAAUCACCAAACAUGCCUUUAUCUGAGGAUGAUGUCAUCCAAGCAGAACCUGAGGAAGUCCCCUCAGCAAAUUUUCCCCCUGGACCUUCAGAAGGAUGGGACUCUCUCCAAGAUGAGGAACCACUUGAGACGGACGUGGAUAUCUCUAAUGACUCGGACAUACAGGAGGAUGUAGAGAAGGUAGAGGACGGUACAGAAGCCGCCAAUACGCUGGACGAGUUUGGCAGUGGAUUAGAAGGCCCAUUUGAGUCCACCGCACCCCCAGCACUCACACACAUGAACACUCCUUUAAUGGCCAGUACUGGAAAAGCCAAAGAAAUGGUGGUGUUCUUUAGUUUGCGAGUCACUAACAUGAUGUUUUCAGAGGACCUGUUCAACAAAAGCUCUCCCGAGUACAGGUCAUUGGAGAAUACCUUUCUUCAGCUGAACCAGUUCUCUGAGCCCAGAGACUCGCCAAAUCCUGGAGCCAGUAAAUCUGGGACUGGGAGACAGAGGACGUUAGCUUCAAUACCGCUUCUCCCAUAUCUGCAAUCUAAUUUGACAGGAUUUAAGCAAUUGGAAAUCCUCAACUUCAGGAAUGGUAGUGUUGUGGUGAACAGCAAGAUGAAAGUAGAAAAAGAUGUGCCACAUAACCUGACACAGGCCGUUCACUGUGUGCUAGAAGACUUCUGCAACGCUGCAUCCAAACGACUAGACAUUGAGAUUGACAGUCGCUACCUGGACAUAGAACCUGCUGACCAAGCAGAUCCCUGCAAGUUCUUGGCCUGCAAUGAGUUCUCCCAAUGUGUGGUUAACAGUUGGACCCAGGAGGCUGAGUGUUUGUGUGACCCUGGCUACAGCACUACGGACGGUCUGCCCUGCCAGAGCAUUUGUAACUUGGAGGAAGAAUACUGCUUCAACGGGGGCCUUUGUGACAUCAUCCAGGGUCAUGGAGCCACCUGCAGAUGUCCUGUAGGGAAAUACUGGCACUAUCACGGAGUGCGCUGCAAUGAGCUGGUGUCACUGCCUGUAGAUCCAGCCAUUUUCAUAGCCUGCCUCGUGGGAAGCCUCACCUUGGUUUGUGCCAUCAUAGGCAUCUUGGUAUUCAUAAACAAGAAAUGUUUCGGGAACCGAAAGACUGUGACUUUGGUGUAAGCAGGACUUUUUUUUAUAACCUUUUUAAUUGUUUUAGAGUUUUGCUACAAUAGCUAGUUGUUGUUUUAUAGCUUGGUUAUUACGAUCUUGUUAUCUCCUUUGUGUUAUAGGCAUACAAUUGCUCCCUAUGCCUUUGAGAACACAUUGAGAGUGAACCCUGUUUUUGAAAAUGACGAUGGCAUCUUGACUCAAGUAU